Messenger RNA from Penaeus chinensis, 2846 nucleotides. Its product is annotated as organic cation transporter protein-like. NCBI's taxonomy places the organism in Eukaryota, Metazoa, Arthropoda, Malacostraca, Decapoda, Penaeidae. Gene Ontology annotation, cellular component: membrane. The record is from RefSeq and is a predicted model, not a curated record. The coding region runs from base 25 to 1857 and encodes 610 amino acids. Gene Ontology annotation, biological process: transmembrane transport. The transcript is spliced from 11 exons. Gene Ontology annotation, molecular function: transmembrane transporter activity.
UUCAGAAUAAGAAUAGGGGCCACAAUGAGCGAGGACAAAGCAGAAGCGAAGAAGAGCGGCGAGGACACAGUCGCCAUCACGACCUACGACGACCUCAACGACCUCGCAGGAUCACAGGACAUAAGGACGCUUCUUAUCCUCGUCUUGAUCUCCUUCGGAACAUUUAUCAACCCACUCCAGACAAUUAAUUACCAGUUCUUGGGUGCCACUCCGGAUUAUUGGUGCCACGUACCCCCUCUGGUGGAUGCCAACUGGACUCAAGACCAGAUCUUAAGUCUAGCUAUUCCCAAUGGGAAUAGCAGUAGUCAGCAUAGUAGUUGUGUCAUGUACGACUACAAUUAUACCUUAGCGGCUGAGUUGGGCUUCGAAGUGGCCGCCUCGAGUCCAGAGUUUUCCUUUGAGGAUGGCGAGGAGGUCAGGACAGUCAAGUGCUCCUCCAGAGACUUCGACAGGAACCAGUACGAGUCUACGGUCGUGACGGAGUGGGAUCUGGUAUGCGAGCGCCGUGUCCUGUACUCGACAACUCAGGCUGUCAGCCAAGUGGGAACGCUCUUGGGUUCCCUCGUGGUCGGCUACCUCUAUGACGUGAUCGGCCGUCGCCCAGUCGUCCUCCUGAGCUCCAGCCUCUUCACUCUUUCGGGGUUCUUAGCGGCUGUUUCCCCUACGGUCGAAUUUUACAUCUUCAUGAAGACUAUCAUUGCCUUUAUGGCUUCGGGGAUUUAUCUUGGCUGCUUCGUGUUGGUUAUGGAGUUGUGUUCCUCUCGCCAACGUUCUACCGUAUCUGUCAUGUUCGUGAUACCCUGGGCUCUCGGCUACAUGGUACUACCAGGCAUCGCUUACCUAGUAAGGACUUGGUACUGGCUACAAGUGGCGCUUACGGUCCCCGCUCUUUACACUAUAUCUUACUUUUGGCUGCUCCCAGAAUCCCCACGUUGGCUCCUAGUAAAGGGAAAAUACGAAGAUGCCCUCAACGUGUUCAAAUGGCUCGCGAGGAUCAACGGAAGAACUCUGCCAUCUGACGAAGUUCUCCUGCAGGCUAUCAAGAACUUAGCAACGUCGGGCGACAAGGAGAAGCCGAAAGCGGACCAAGAGGCCAAGGAGGACCUCGCCGCCCGAGUCCUGGACGCCGUGAAGAAGUUCUUUGCCCUCGUGACCACCGCGGGCCUCAGGGGAAGGGCGGCAGUCGUCUUCUUCUGCUGGUUCGCGAGCUCGCUCAUCUACUACGGCGUCGCUCUCAACGCCACGAAUCUGAGCACCGACCCUUACAUCUACAUGUUCUUAGGCGGCCUGCUUGAGAUCCCCUCGUACGCGUUGCUGUGGCCUGCUAUCAUUUACCUCGGGAGGAAGAAGUCGCUUGUGGGCCUCUAUCUCGUGUGCGCGGUCUCCAUAUUCGCUGUGAUGACUGUCCUGAUUGUGACCCCUGGAGAAACUGGCACUUUGAUGAUCUUCCUGUCACUGUGUGGAAAGCUUGCCAUCACAGCAGGCUUCCAUCUGGCAUUCAUCUUUACCGCCGAACUUUUCCCAACGAGUUACCGCUCCCUCGCCGUGGGACAGGCCAACGUCUUUGCAAGAAUCGGGAGCACGUGUUCGCCGUACAUCAAUGAUAUUUUGGGUGUUGUAACCGUAUGGGCCCCGUCCGCUGUCUUCGGAUCCUUAGCACUGAUGGCUGCCGGUCUAGCUGCUCUGCUGCCAGAAACUAAAGACUGCGAUCUUCCCGAAACGAAUGAAAUCCCACAAAGUCGCCAAAGGAAAAAUUCGCAAGAUUCCGCCGAUUCCUUGGAAAUGAAAACCGGAGUGCCGAAUUGCAGCUUCGAGCCCGACAUCGACCAGAGCGAAACGAACACUGGGCGUUCGUGAUUUCGGAUACCGAUGUUGUUUUGUUUCGUCUUGCAAAUUAUCUUUAAUAAUACGUAUAUAUAGAAGGAAGUGACUGUGAUAGUUUUAGGUCAUUAGAAGUAUUUCAUAAAAGAAAAAGUAAGCAAGAUAGCGUAAAAUGCCAAAGGAUUAGACAACGAAGGACUGUAGAUCCAUUGUACAAAUACUUCAAGUGUCAUUCAUGUUAAGGGGCACUUACCUUAUAGAUAUGUAUGUAUGCAUAUUAUUUUAUAUUUGUUUGUGGCCGGACUACGCUGACUGUACAUGAAAAUAUUUUGUGUUAAAUCCGUAACUCUGGAAAAAAAAAUUAAUAAGAUAUGCGACGCUUUAACUCUACUUUCUCUUUUUAUAGUGUUCUUGCGUUUUGUUUAAGCUGUAGAUUCCGAAUUAUGUUUUCAAGUACAUUCACGCCUGUCAGUAUUUUUAAAACAAGAGUAAAGUAUCGAUUCACAAAAGAGGGUAUUUUGUCACAGGUUGGAAAAGGUGUUUCUGAACAUGAUUGGAGAAGUGAAGACCAGUGAAGGAGUGAUUGUAGAUCGUGAAAUGCUAUAUGUAAAGUGAAAGUGCCCUCGGGGAAUGCACAAGAAUUGAGAAUUUAUUGACGUUAUUUGACUAUUUUUAGAGAAUAACCUUUUUUAAUACAUCCUGAACUUCAGGUAUCAUUUAAUCAUUUCUGCGUUUUGUGUUGCGGGAUGUUUUCUCGUGAGUAUGUGUGUGUGUGUGUGUGUGUGUGUGUGUGUGUGUGUGUGUGUGUGUGUGUGUGUGUGUGUGUGUGUGUGUGUGUGUGUGUGUGUGUGUGUGUGUGUUUCUAGAGAAACCUUUGUCUAUUUACCCUCAAAGUUCCUAAUAUUAGUUCCAAACCUUAGAAACUACUUACCUCUGUUGAUUAAUUGAGAAUAAUUAGAUAAUACCUAUUAUAUAAAUAAAUAUUUCAUGAACACAUAACUAAAUGUUUUGUAUGUUGUAAGCUU